ACUACAUAUUGUAGGUUUCAUUCCAUUGCAAACAACUUGGAAUCAUAAAACCACAUUCAAAGUAUUGCCAACAGGCGACGUGGGCGAGGGCGAGGCGGUCAUAUCAUCUUCAAUCUACCUAUUACAAUACAUGCUUCAGCCUUCGAGAUUGUGUACCUACAUAGUACAUACAGACUUGAGGUAGGCAUAUAUCUACAAAAUUCAAGGCUCUCGCGCUAUAGUUAAUACUUUCAACCUCUUCACACUCUUCACGCUCCUCACACCCCGAAUAGCUUUAUCUCGGUUUUUUAUCUUUGAUUUUGUUUACUUUUUUUUUUAAAAAAAAAAUUUUCAAAAUCAUCUCAACUGCCAACUCAUCAUCAAUAGCCUCGUCAUCAUAAUUGGAACCUCUUACGACCUGUUGAAUAUGGAGACCCAAGAUCAAUCCACUACAGCUUCGGGUCAGCAGCCUCAACAACCCGCUCAUAAUGAGGCUCAAGCUCCGGAGACGAGUCAGCCUGUUCAAAAUGGUAUAGGUAUACUAGCUGGACAAGAGGCACAUCCAUUCACAGCUCCUGCGAUGGCCCUGCCGCCUGAACAUUCUAUCUCAAACAAUGGCUUUUCAGUCUUCCCAAGUCCAGAUGAUACUUUCGCGGCAUUACAGCGGACUUACAACAACAAUAAUAACAACAGCAAUGGCGCUUUUGCAAAUCCAGGAUUGAUAGUACCACUUACUCAACAGCCCACGGGCCUCAACGGCUCAUCUAUUGGCCAGCCAACCAACGGAAAUAGUUUAAGUGCAGAUGAUAUUGCUCUGUACGAUCGCCAGUUGCGGCUGUGGGGCAUGGAAGCGCAACAGAAGAUACAGAGCGCCAACAUUGUUCUUAUUACCAUGAAAGCCCUGGCCAAUGAGAUUGCCAAAAAUCUUGUACUGGCGGGUAUCGGCUCGCUGACCGUUGUCGAUGAUCAAAUAGUCACCGAAGCUGAUCUGGGCGCCCAAUUCUUUCUUUCGGAAGAAGAUGUCGGCCAAAAUCGUGCCGAGGCUGCUGUCAAACGCAUUCAGAAGCUGAACCCACGAGUGAGGGUGGCUGCUGACUCUGGGAGUAUCAUGACCAAAGGCGCAUCCUUCUUCGCGAAUUUCGACAUUGUCAUUGCGACUGAUCUUGGUCCCACCAUCCUCGCUUUUAUCAACACCGCCACUCGUCUCCACAAUCGCCAAUUCUACGCAGCCGGUACCCAUGGGUUCUAUGGUUACAUCUUCUGCGAUCUGAUCGAGCAUGAUUAUGUACUGCAGCGUGAUAAACCUAACGUGCCGACGACUGUCGGACAAGAGACUCGGACUCGCAGCGUCGUUCAAGUGGAGCAGCAAAAGGAGGGUGGCAAAAUCAUCGAGAAGGUCCAGAAACGUGAGCUAUACUCCACAUGGGACUUGUCCUCCGAAACCAGUCUACUACCUCCGGAAUACACCAAGUCCAAACGUCGUCUCAAGGCCGUCACACCAGCUCUAUCUUGUUUGCGUGCACUUUGGGCUUUCCAGCAAUCACAUGAUAACCGCUUCCCCGACCACAACAAACAAGACCUAGAGGCCUUCACUAGAUCCGCCACCCACAAUCAUCAAAUAUUGUCUCUGCCGGCGGAAACACUCCGAUCCGAGUUCCUGCGCAGCUUCUUACAGAAUAUCGGUAGCGAGAUAGUGCCCGUUACCGCCAUCCUCGGCGGGCAGCUAGCGCAAGACGUCAUCAAUGUCCGCGGCCAGCGCCAGCAGCCUAUUCAAAACAUGGUGGUUUUUGAUGGAGAAAAGAUGGAGGCGGAGAUGUAUCCACUCCACCCCGAGGGCAACCUGGGUAAGGCCCAGCUGGAACUAUCUGCAAGCUCCAUGAUGCCGAUGUCCCAUGUCGACGCCCCCCAGAUGCUCUCCAUCGACCAGAACGGCAUGAUGAUAGGUGCCGCAAUGUAAAAGUACGCAAAUGAUUAAAAAGAAGGUCGGUUUUAUUGGUGGUGGUAAAUGGGACAUAUUGGCAAAGAACCUCCCGGCGUUUUCUCUUUUUUUUUUUUUUUCAUAGUUGCAU
Hypoxylon fragiforme is the source of this 2048-nucleotide messenger RNA. RefSeq lists its product as uncharacterized. Gene Ontology annotation, biological process: protein sumoylation. The coding region runs from base 407 to 1936 and encodes 509 amino acids. The transcript is spliced from 2 exons. Gene Ontology annotation, molecular function: SUMO activating enzyme activity. The record is from RefSeq and is a predicted model, not a curated record. Gene Ontology annotation, cellular component: cytoplasm; SUMO activating enzyme complex. Lineage: Eukaryota; Fungi; Ascomycota; Sordariomycetes; Xylariales; Hypoxylaceae.